This is a messenger RNA of Blepharisma stoltei, 1407 nucleotides long. NCBI's taxonomy places the organism in Eukaryota, Ciliophora, Heterotrichea, Heterotrichida, Blepharismidae. The record is from the annotation of a GenBank genome assembly.
AUGAACUAUGCAUUGAUAAACCAACUCGAAGAAAAAAUUGAGAACGUCAAAUUUGGCAAACUCCAGUGGAAACUGUUUUUCCUAUGUGGGAUGGGAUGAGCAGCAGAUAUGAUGUGAAUAACUGGCAAUGCAAUUUUCAUGAAUGAAAUUGGUGAAGAAUGGGGUGUCCCUGUUUACCAGAGGAGUGCGUUACCUUUUGGUCUAAUGCUAGGGGUAUUUGUAGGGAGCUACGCUUGGGGAACUAUUUCUGAUAGACGAGGGAGAAUGCUGCCUUUUAAAAGGACACUAAUCAUUUCUGUGAUUUCAGGAGCAAUUGGAUGUGCGUCAAUGAAUGUAUGAAUGAUGGCAGUUUGCUUUUUUGGAGCUGGACUAGGAUUAGGAGGAAAUCUGGCUGUGGAUGGAGCGGUAUUUAUAGAAUAUUGCCCAAAUAAAUCAAGACAUAUGCUGACAGGCAUGAGUAUUGUGUGCGUUUUUGGCUCUAUAUUAGUAUGUGGGUGCGCAUGGCUUUACUUAGGCAUUGGUCUUCCAGAAAUGUGAAGGUUUCUUCUGGUCACUAUUGUGUUUAUUACCUUGGUCUCUGCAAUUUUUAGAUUUAGUAUUAAUGAAACACCUCACUAUUUAAUAUCCAAAGGAAAAAUUUCAGAAGCUGAAUGGGUGAUCUCAGAGAUGCUAAAAUACAAUGGAGAAGAAGGGGUCAAUAUUCCACUGAAUUCAAUCGAAGUUCAGCAGGAAAAUAUGCCUGAGCAUCUCGAUAUUAGAGGUCAAAUUAAAUUAUUGCUUUCUCCUCCGUUGAGAAGAAGCUUGGUUUUCUAUAUUAUGGUGAUUCUUAUAUAGAUAUGAUUUUUCACAGCUUUUACUUUUACAGGCUUUGGCAGCUAUUUGCCUGAAAUAAUGAGACGCGCAGGAGCUGGAGACACAGAUAACCAAAGCUUAUAUAUGACUAUGUUUUUACAGCAGCUCUCCGGGAUUCCAGCUGUAAUUUUAGCUACUUAUUUGGUUAAAUCAUCACUAGGGAGAAAAUGGACACAAGCAAUUACUUUAUUACUGGGAAGCGCAUUCAUUUUUGGAUUUUUAACUAGUUCAUAUGAUAUUGUAACCUCUAUUUAGCUAAUGGUCUGCUCUGUUAUUUUUUAUUUAUUAACGCUUAUUGCGUACUCUGUGCAAUAUGCAAUAACACCUGAAGCAUUUCCAGCUGAAGUUAGGAGUUCUGCAGUUGGGAUUUGUAAUUGCGCUAAUCGAUUGGCUUCCAUGAUUUCACCAAUAUUGGCAGGAAUAUUGUUGGAAUUUACGAGCAAUGAUGUGCCAGCAGUCAUUUUGUUUUCAGCAAGUUUAGCAGCUGCUGGGCUUAGUGGCUGCUUUAUUAAGGAGACAAAAGAUAUGCCAAAGAUAAAUGUUUGUCAAAGAUAA